Molecule: messenger RNA, 339 nt
Organism: Phycomyces blakesleeanus NRRL 1555(-)
Lineage: Eukaryota; Fungi; Mucoromycota; Mucoromycetes; Mucorales; Phycomycetaceae
Exons: 1
Coding region: 1-339 (112 amino acids)
Source: RefSeq, a predicted model, not a curated record
AUGUCCGAUAACCAACCCAGUGAGCUUUCUCGUAUGAAUGCUUUUGUGGCAAAAGCACCUCAGGACAAUUAUAAUAUCGACCAGUACAAACAUCAGCUGUGUAGACAGUUACCAAGCGGUCAGGAAGAAUGUCUUAAACUGAAGUUGGAGUGUAAGUAUAUUAGGUGGUUUAUUCUGGUUCAGGUUCUGGUUCUGGUGGUUUUGGUAAAGAGUUAUCGAUUAAUUAACAAGCGGGUUGUAUUAGUUGUUGAGAUGUUUGCAGAGAUGCAGAAACUUGGGUUUUUCUGUGCUCUUCCCAUGGACCCAACCAAGACCCACAUGGAGUGUCAGCGAUUAUAA